Messenger RNA from Purpureocillium lilacinum, 387 nucleotides. The record is from RefSeq and is a predicted model, not a curated record. NCBI's taxonomy places the organism in Eukaryota, Fungi, Ascomycota, Sordariomycetes, Hypocreales, Ophiocordycipitaceae.
AUGUCACUUGCUGCUUGGUCCGUACCAAGACGGGGCUUCUCAGGCGUCGCACCGUCAUGGAAUAGCAGACGGAGCUUUUGCCGAGCUCUAUACACUGUGGUCUGCCGCAUGUGUGUUGCUGGCUCCGUUCCCCGCGAGACGUUCAACCCGGAGCCCCCACUUACGGGAGUUGCACCAGCAGUGGGGGGCUUUCACUUCUGGAACAAAUUGCCUGGAACACGUCUGGGGGAAGUUGCACGUGUCUUGCCUCCCCGAAUGCCGAAGAAACUCUUCACGUCAUCAGAUUUCAGGCUGCCGAGCCAGUCUGGCGCCCGCACAGCGCCGCCUGGAUUGGGUUAUACAUACCUAAUCAGGGCGGGCAGAUCUAACGCAAUACCCAGCGCGUGA